UCCCACCUUUCCCUUCUCUCACAAACCCCCAUAUUAUUUCCUCUUCCUUCCCCCUUUGGAUAACAAUUCUCAUUCUCUUUUCUUUUUCUUCUCAAAUAUGUAAGGUGGAGAUGAAACCUCGAACCUCGAGAUUGAAAUUACACGUUUAUGUUACACGAGCUAUGCUCGUGUUUGACAACUCUCAGUUUUUAUGAUAUAUACAUCUCUUCAGCAUUAAAUAAACUCAAACCUCUCUAGCUCAUACCUUUUCCUUAACUUUUUCCUUCCCCAUUUCCCUCUUUUUCUUACUUCCCAUUUCUUCUUCUCUAUAUUUUACUAAUAAUAAUUAUAAUGAUUUUUUCUCCUACUUCUGACUUCUCUUCUUCAAAUCAUAACCCACUCAUUAUGCAAUCACUCAUUUCCCUUUUCUUCUAGCCCUCCAAUUAUAACUCAAUUACUCCUCUUUUUUCUUUUUUAAUCUCUUCUUUUAGAUCUUUGUGAUGAACACACCAUCUUCCUUGCCGGACCUCUCCUUGCAGAUCAGCCUUCCGAUGUCGACGCUGCCGUGUGAGAUGAAGGCCAAGUCAAGAAGCUCAACCACCACGGAUUCGAGUUCUAGUGGCAAAAGUGAUUUGAGCCAUGAAAAUGGUCUCUUCCGCUUAGGGUUUGAAGUGGGAGAUAUGGAUGUUUCUCAUCAUCGUCCUCGUCCUCGUCCUCAUCAAGCUUGUUAUAAUGUCCGUGGUCGCCGUGACUUCAAAAGAAGCGGUGGCGGGGUCGGGUGUGGAGUAAGAAGAAGCAAUAUCCGAGCUCCAAGAAUGAGAUGGACUACAACUCUUCAUGCUCAUUUUGUACAUGCCGUUGAGCUUCUUGGUGGCCAUGAAAGAGCUACACCAAAAUCAGUAUUGGAGCUUAUGAAUGUCAAGGAUCUAACCCUAGCUCACGUCAAAAGCCAUUUGCAGAUGUACAGAACAGUGAAAAAUACUGUGAAGGGAACAGAUGAUUGUGGAAGGGGUGAGGUUGAAGAUGAUGCCAUGGAUUUAUCUUGCUCUGCUAAAAAAUCUAUGUUUGAAUCAGCUCAUUUGCAGAGAAUCCAAAGAAGUAGUUUGGUAACGUCAAUGCACAAGAGUUGCGACAGGGCCAGGUCAAACGCCGACGUUUUCGCUAAAUCCAGAGGAAUGAAGGUUGAAGGAAGCAAUGGAGAUGAUGACGAGGCAAUCACCAUGCAGCGGAUUAAUUUAGAGUUUACUCUUGGAAGACCAAGUUGGCAAUUAGAUUAUGGUGAUGCAAAAGAGCUUGCCCUUCUCAAUUGCUAAUUUUCUAAAUUUCCAACCCAAAGAAACGAGAGAGAAAAAUCUCCGAGUUUAGUCUAUUUUAUUAUUGCAUUAAAAAAUAUCAACAAGAAUGAAUAUCUUGAUAUUUUGUCAACGAUUUUGUGUUUUAGUUAAAGAUGGAAAAAUAAAUAAAAUAGAGUUAUAUUAUAGCACGUUAUGUACAUAA
Benincasa hispida (wax gourd) is the source of this 1476-nucleotide messenger RNA. RefSeq names its product putative transcription factor KAN4. Gene Ontology annotation, biological process: abaxial cell fate specification; regulation of DNA-templated transcription. NCBI's taxonomy places the organism in Eukaryota, Viridiplantae, Streptophyta, Magnoliopsida, Cucurbitales, Cucurbitaceae. Gene Ontology annotation, cellular component: nucleus. Gene Ontology annotation, molecular function: transcription cis-regulatory region binding. The record is from RefSeq and is a predicted model, not a curated record.